AGAGAGACAGACAGAGAGAGAGACAGACAGAGAGACUGGAGCAGACUGCCGGUGGAUGUGUGAGUGUGUGGCCGGGCUGCGGUGGAUCUGUGCCGGCUCCGCUGUGAAUGGGAUUACGCCGGUUGUUCCGUGUCUCCUGUCGGUGCUGCUGGAGGAAACAUGCGGCUGCAGAGCUUCCCGGUGUCCUCGGUCCUCCUCCCGCUGCUGCUGCUGCCGCUGCUCGGGCUCUGCAGCGGCACAAGUUUCCCAAGUAACAUCAACAUAGGAGGCCUUUUUCCCACCGGCUCCCAUGAGUACGAGGUGUUUCGUUUUGCUCUGGCGCAACACCAGGACGUCCCCAAACUGGUGCCACAAGUGGACAUGGUGGACACGGGGAGCAGCUUCGCCAUGACCUACGCCUUCUGCUCCCAGUUCUCCAAGGGCGUGUACGCCAUCAUGGGUCUGUACGACCGGCGGACGGUCAACAUGCUGAUGUCUUUCUGCGGCUCUCUGCACGUCUGCUUCGUCACGCCGUCCUUCCCCGUUCACACCAACAACCAGUUCGUCCUGCAGCUGCGGCCCCAGCUGCAGGAGCCCCUCAUGGCCCUGCUGGAGCGCUUCGAGUGGACCAGGUUCGUCUACAUGUACAGCUCCAACUCAGGUCUGUCGGUUCUGCAGAGGAUCUUGGACACAGCGGCAGAGCACAGUUGGCAGGUCACCUCCGUUAACUUGGACACGCUGACAGAAGCCGCCUUCAUCAAGCUGCUGGCAGAUCUGGACUAUAAGAAGGACUUUCAGAUCAUCAUCGACUGCGAGCUGGAACGACUCAACUCCAUCCUCAACCUGAUUGCUGCUCAGAGGAGAAACUUGAAGAACUACCAUUACGUCCUGGCCAAUCUGGGCUUCAUGGAUCUGAACUUGACGGAGUUUCAAAAGCUCGGGCCCAACGUGACGGGCUUCCAGCUGGUGAACCGGUCCGAUCCAGCUGUGGAGAAGAUCAACCAGGACUGGCUGGACUUCGACAGCAAAGACCUCAAACUGGCCCGCAGGAGGCUCAAGUACACCGGAGCUCUGACCUACGAUGGCGUCAGCGUCAUGGCGACGGCGUUUCAGAACCUGCGGCGGCAACGGAUCGACAUCUCUCGCCGUGGCAACGCCGGGGAGUGUCUGGCAAACCCUCCCGCCCCCUGGGGACAGGGCAUCGACAUACAGCGAGCACUGCAACAGGUGCGUCUGGAGGGCCUGACGGGUUGGGUUCAGUUUGACGAGCGAGGACAUCGCACCAACUACACUCUGACUGUGAUGGAGCUCAGCCACACCGGACCCAGGAAGAUCGGCUUCUGGAACGAGAGGAGAGGCUACGUGAACACCAACAUCUACCGGCCGGUGGUGGAGGAGUUCCACGGUCUGCAGAACAGAACAUACGUAGUGACCACCAUCCUGGAAGCCCCGUACAUGAUGCUGAAGAAGAACCACGAGCAGUUUGAAGGAAACGACAGGUACGAAGGUUACUGCGCCGAACUGGCCUCAGAGAUCGCCAAACACGUCGGCUUCGUCUACCGGCUCGAGCUGGUGGGCGACGGCAAGUACGGCGCCCGAGACGCCGAAACAAAGAUGUGGAACGGCAUGGUGGGAGAACUGGUGUACGGGAAGGCCGACGUGGCAGUCGCCCCGCUCACCAUCACUCUGGUGCGAGAGCAGGUGAUCGACUUCACCAAACCCUUCAUGUCUCUGGGAAUCUCCAUCAUGAUCAAGAAACCCACAAAGUCCAAACCGGGCGUCUUCUCCUUCCUCGACCCGCUGGCCUACGAGAUCUGGAUGUGCAUCGUCUUCGCCUACAUCGGGGUCAGCGUGGUGCUCUUCCUGGUGAGUCGUUUCAGUCCUUAUGAGUGGAAGGGUGAAGAUGAAGAUGAUGAAGAUGAAACUCUGCCUUCCUCUGCCUCUCGACGAGCUCUGCCGACUUCAUCCUCUGAGCUCGCUCACUCUCCAGGGUACUCCCAGAACCAGAACCAAAACCAGAACCAGAACCAGCAGAAAGAAAAAGAGGCUCCAGAACACAGCAAUGACUUUGGGAUCUUUAACUCUCUCUGGUUCUCACUCGGGGCCUUCAUGCAGCAGGGCUGUGACAUCUCCCCCAGCUGUAGCAGAAGGUUCAUUUCUCAUAAGGACAAGACGAGCGCGCUCAGUCUGAGCAAUGUGGCGGGAGUGUUUUACAUCCUGAUCGGCGGGCUGGGGCUGGCAAUGCUCGUGGCUCUGGUCGAGUUCUGCUACAAGUCCCGGAUCGAGUCCAGAAGAAUGAAGGAGCUCAUCGAUGCCGCCAUGAUGAGCACCAGCCUCGGCGGGAUGGCGGGCGGAGGAGGAGGUGGAGGAGGAGGCGCGGCGGGCGGCGGUUAUGGAGGAGGAGCGUCGGGUCUCGGAGGCGAGAACGGCCGCGUGGUGGCGCACGAUUUCCCGAAAGCCGGAGCUCAAGGUUUACCCUGCAUGGGCAAAGCUGCCGGCCUGGGACUGUCCUCCACGGGCAUGUGAUCAAAACACAGAUGCCUGAUUGGACGGAGCGUUCCCGCCUGCCUGCCUGCCUGUCUGUCUGUAGGGAAAGAAAGGAGAAGGAAGGGGAUGGAGGGAGAAGAGAGGAGAUUUAAGUACGGAGAAAUUGAGAGAAAGCAGGCAGGAGGAGUGUUCAUUUUUCCCCGUGACUGGACUCUAUAUACAACAGAACUCUGAUGAACAGAGAGCACCUGAACACAACACCUGGGCUGAGUCGACGAGCUCCUGCAAGACAAGAAACUGGGCUCAACGACCUACAAACACUGAAAUUCUACUUUUUCUAUGAGCGCUGUCUUAAACUUAACUCCUCCUCUUCUGCAAUAAUAACCCAGGAACAGAGGAAGGACUCGUUUUUAAAAAAUUCUUAAUUAUUGCACCCGCUCUUCUUCUUUUCCUCAAUCCGCCCCUUCACCUCUCCUUCUCCUCCAGUUGGGCAGUAACACCAAAAGCUUCGUCACUUUCACACUAAAUGCCACUUUCGUAUCCGCGGGGGGUUGAGGAAGUGUGAGCAUGUAAACAUUUUAAAGCAUUUCCACACACGGACACAAUGAUACAGUUUCAGUGUGAAGAGUUUCCUGCUUUUUGUUUGUACAUUUUGUGGCGAAUGUACGCUGAUGUCGUUAGAGGUCUUCAGAGGUCCAAAAAACGUUGGACCCGAUCUGAAAUAUACCCGACCCGAAGACAAUAAACCAGUCAACCUUUAUAGACCCAAACAGAGAGAGAAGACCACAACCUGCAGUAACCUAAUCCAUGUAUCACAAUAUUAAAGUAACUUGAUUACUUCCCAUUACUUUUGGAUUACGUCAACACCAAAUAAAGACAAGAGAAAUCAAUAUCAGUAAGAAGCAAUGAUGUAAAUGUGUUCUGUAACAAUCAAAGGAAAUGGAAAGAUGUUUAGCAUCAACGUGUCCUCUGCUCCUAUAUUUUUAAAGAAUUGUAAUCCUGCGAAAUAAUCCCCAUUUUACUAAAUUUAACUGUAAUCUGAUUACAUCUUUUUCUGUAACUCUAGUGGUUUACAGUUUUGGUAUCCUGAUUACAUAACUCAGUUACAUGUAAUCAGUUACUCACCCAAAGCCCAAGCUGAACAAACCAUCAAUUAACACAGAAAGUCAACUAAGUCCAAAAAUGGAAUCAGUUUAAAUGUUUCAAAGACAGAGAUAAAUAAACACAAAUACAUUAAUAACUAAAGUUCUGUUUUCACCUCCUGCGAGAAAAAUAAUUCUGUGAUAAAAGAUUGUCAUUAAUUUCGGUGUCCACCAACUAUAAUACCUGCUCACCGCCUCCACCAUAAUUAGCUUUUAUCACAAUACAGUCGGACAAAGGACGCUACAAUCAUCACAUGACGUAAAGGUUGAUUUAUAGUUGUUCGUAGGCUCUACAUCGUGGCCUUCACAAGUUAUCUUCUCUGUUAUGAGUGUGUGUGCUGGUAUGUCUGCAAAUAACGCCGCCAAAACGCUAGUCAAUGGAGGGUUUCCUCCCUAAUCUCUCGCCGCGUUUUCCUCGUUUUCAGACGAGUGAGGCUGAACAAGCUCUGUAGAUAUCAUUAUCAGUGUUAGAUGGAUUACAUUAACGGAUUACUCUCUUACGUAACAACGAGUAGUCAUCCGCUCCACGUGUGUUUGAUGACUGGAUAUUGAAUCAUCGACGUAAAAUGUUUAAGUCACAACUGGUACAAAGGUCACAAAGGUGCCUUUAAACAACUGCAACGCCUCCACACUUCUGUUUAAAACAAACAACAGUUUUUGUUGGUUUAGCCUCGGGAAGUGCUCGCAGUGAAUCCUCCAACUCCUCCAAAACUGACCCGAAUGAAGGGUUACCAACCAAAUGUAGGCAAAGCUAUCGAUGGCUAACUAAAAGCAGACACAACGUGCAGUAAAGAAGACUAUGGAGCUAGCGGGAGGUAGUAGAGGCUUACCUACCUGGAUUGUCCCAUUUUCAAGCUAGAUGUCCUGAGUCCUGACAAAUAACAAAUCUGUAAAACACUUAAAUGUCCUUUUUUCACAAAAAUAAAAACAAUAAUUAUUAAAAAAUAUUUGUUUUUAUCGCUUAUAAAGUUGAUGUAAUGCACCACGUUUCUGAAUUAUCCUUCGCAGAGCACCCAGGGACAAAAUUGAUGCAUUCAUGGCGUCUAUGGUACUGAAAGGUGUGCUCAGUAGGUGUCCUGAGAGCUGAAAUAAUCGGCCAUCCUGGUGAGACUACCUAUGGUUUGAGGUUUGGGGCUUGAAAAUAUUUUCACCGGAGGCUAUUCACUUCACUUCGGGCUUCACUGAGCAAGCUAACGGAUCCUACAACCAUCUGUCUUCUGAAUGCAAGAAACAGUCCAUCAAACUCCUGUUACGAUAAUGAACAAAUGCUCAUUUAUCUAAGAAAUAUUAUAUAAUUACUGAGUUUCAAAUAGUAAUCCUUAUACUACUACUUGCCGGGGGAAAAAAAUGAUUGCAUAACUGUAACUUUUUACUAAGGCUGCCCUCGACAAAUCCCAGUGGACUGAACGAUACAAUGGAUGAUGGAUAACAAUAACAGUUACAGACUAAUUAACUGGCUACAAACUGGCUCCUCUUCCUCCGUUUCAUUCUCUUCUCAUUGACUAACGAUUAAGUGGACUAUUAGGGGGCAGCCCUGCUUAUUACUAAGUAAUGCAUCACUGGCCGACAGUCAUUAUCACGAACCACAGCAUCAGAGAUACACAUUGGUAUUAGACACACUACCAUAACGGCUCAAGCAUAAUUUGGACCCGUCUCAGUUCAACAGAGCCGAGUGGACCCGUGAAGACCUCUAAUUGGUGUUUUCUCCGCCACAAUAUUUACUGCAUUAUGCUGCUAAUACGAACUCAACACUACACAUAAUGAUAAAAUAAGACAAUAACACUUCAGUUAAGUAAUCUGGAACAACGUAAUGUUAAAAAUAACAUAAUUGUAUUGAAUUAGUUAAAUUAAAGCAAUGGAAAUGUACAUUUUGCUGAGUUGUACAUUAUAUAACAGACACCAGGAGUUUAUCUGCCCUCAUUUUCCCGCCUUUAAAUGUUGCUGGGCAACCGUGCCCCCGACUAUUAUUUGAGAACCAGCUCUUAUUUGAGGAAACCCCAUUUUCAGAGCCCCCAUUUGCUCUCAAUGCUGCUGAAAUGAUCAGAACGAGACAUGUUUACGAGUUAAUUCAGAGGAAGAAACUGCUGUUAAACAUAUUGGGGUGAAUCUUCCUUUAAAUCUGAGGUUUUGUGGACGUUUGUGAAACGUACAGUUUAUGUGAAUCUGCUCUACCGUGUGGUUUAAACGACAAAUCUCAACGCGUUGUGGCUCCACUGGUCACGUGUUGGUCGAACGGCUGCUUCGGUUGAGUUCUGGUUGACGUCACAUUUCUUCUGUAUUUUCUCGUCCGUGUUUUCUGAACUGAACACAAGCUCUAAGGUAUUGCAGCAGAACUUUUUAUACUCCGAAACUGAACAAAAAUCAGGAAAAUCGUGUUCACAUUUGUAUGAUAUGAAUGAUACACGUGCCGAGCUACACUUGUUUGUCUUAAUAAUGUUAUUUUUAAUUGUUCAUAAUUGUCAUCAGUUUAUAAUGAUUUUGAUUUUGUUGAUUACAUUCGGAUCAGUUACU
This is a messenger RNA of Morone saxatilis (striped sea-bass), 6119 nucleotides long. RefSeq names its product glutamate receptor 1-like. The coding region runs from base 160 to 2505 and encodes 781 amino acids. Gene Ontology annotation, biological process: synaptic transmission, glutamatergic; modulation of chemical synaptic transmission. Gene Ontology annotation, cellular component: AMPA glutamate receptor complex; plasma membrane; postsynaptic membrane. The record is from RefSeq and is a predicted model, not a curated record. The transcript has 16 exons. Gene Ontology annotation, molecular function: AMPA glutamate receptor activity; transmitter-gated monoatomic ion channel activity involved in regulation of postsynaptic membrane potential. NCBI's taxonomy places the organism in Eukaryota, Metazoa, Chordata, Actinopteri, Moronidae.